Molecule: messenger RNA, 4146 nt
Organism: Alosa sapidissima (American shad)
Lineage: Eukaryota; Metazoa; Chordata; Actinopteri; Clupeiformes; Clupeidae
Gene: dcun1d3
Product: defective in cullin neddylation 1 domain containing 3
Exons: 4
Coding region: 1169-2161 (330 amino acids)
Biological process (GO): protein neddylation; positive regulation of ubiquitin-protein transferase activity
Cellular component (GO): ubiquitin ligase complex
Molecular function (GO): ubiquitin conjugating enzyme binding; cullin family protein binding; ubiquitin-like protein binding
Source: RefSeq, a predicted model, not a curated record
AGUAGAAAUAUUUAAUUGCAAAUAUGUAUAGGUCUUUCAACCUUCUGCGUUGAAGAGGAGCCGGUUUAAACCCUUUAAACCUGAGAGGCAGAGCCUAUCAGGCCGUGUUCAGCCGUGGAGAUCGCUGUUUCUCCGCAGGAAAUGAUGCGGGGAAAAUUCCCAUAAUGUCCAGUCAAUGACUAAGAGGAUAGGAGCAACACAAAGAAACUGUAAAUUCUCAAACAAGCUGUUUAAGCUUGUUCCGGGGAUAAUUUUAGCUAUCGAAAAGGGCAGACACUUUGAUUUCUAUGAUUGUUACAUUUUUUGCAUCACUGAGCCUAUGCUAAAAAACGAAGGAUUUGUAGUAUAUAGCUAAUAUGUCAGCUAGCUAGUGUUAGCUUGCUGGCUAGCUAAAUACGACAGGGCUGUUUUGUCGUUGUCUAUGUGGAACUCACCACGAUUGAAGUGAUGAUCGUGAAUUACGUGGAAAUACAGUUUACGAUUUAGCAGCCAGCAGCUCUGAUGAGAGACCUUUCUUAUCUCGUGAAUCAUCCUCUCCAUCUUAUCCCAUUGCCUGCCCUGAUCUCAUCAAUGGACUGAGAAGCUGACUCUCUUGCUAAAGAAUCUCUCAACAGUCAUACCAUUUCCUGUUUGUUCUCGAACGAGAGAGGUUUGGACAAGAAUAGGGAUGAGCGAUACAGUUUGGGAUUACAUUUUGAAAUACUCCGAUUUUAUGACAACCUAUAACUUGACUAUACGUAGUAUCUUACAAUAAAGCUAUUCUAGCAGUUUCAUCAAUGAGUGACGUGUUUAGUUCCAGCAGUAUAAUGUAGCUACCUGGUCACCCAUCUCAUAUUUCCAGCUCACAGCAGAAUGUGUCACAUACAAAGAGACACAUUAUGCAGACACAUUUUAACAUUCAUGUGUGCAUUUGCAGUUAUGUGUGCAUCAGGUCAUGUUUUUCUCUUUGAAACGUUUGGUGUAUAUUUGUUUGUGAAAGCUCAGCGGAUGUCAAGGUCACCCCAAUGCCCCUCUCUCAGAUGACACCCCUGCUCAUCAUUCAGUUGCCGUGGGCCUGAGGGCAUGUUGAGGAGUGUCGGCCAGCCAGAUCACCGGGGUGCAGACGGAGCUGAGCAGACCUGAAGAGGAGCGGAGAGGAGGAGAGUCAGUGAGAGUGUGAGAGAGAGACAUGGGCCAGUGCGUCACAAAGUGCAAAAACCCCACCUCCUCUCUGGGCAGCAAGAGUGGAGACAAGGAGAAGUCCCACGGCAAGAAGGGCGGAGGAGGAGGAGGAGGAGGGGGGCACAAGGAAGACCCCUGUCCCAAGAGCUCUGCCGAGCCCGUCUACAAUGGCACCAAGGCCCCCGAUGUGACCGUGGAGACCAGCGUCGCCCCGCCACCGGUGCACGGGGAGGGUGUGAAGGAGGAAGGCUGGGCGGAGGGCGACGGCGUAUCGCUGCGGCGGAUUGAGGAGAUGUUCCUGCGCUACAAGGACGAGCAGGAGGACGCCAUCCUGGAGGAGGGCAUGGAGUGCUUCUGUGAGGACCUGCAUGUGGACCCCGCCGAGUUCCGCGUCCUCGUGCUGGCCUGGAAGUUCCAGGCGGCCACCAUGUGCAAGUUUACAAGGAAGGAGUUUGUGGAGGGCUGCCGGGCCAUCCAGGCGGACAGUGUGGAGGGCAUCUGCUCGCGCUUCUCCGUGCUGAUGGAGGAGGCGCGUGGCGAGGAGAGCUUCAAGGACCUGUAUCGCUUCACCUUCCAGUUCGGCCUGGACGUGGACGAGGGCCAGCGCUCGCUGCAGCGCGGCAUCGCCGUGGCGCUCUGGCGGCUGGUCUUCACGCAGGACAUGCCGCCGGUGCUGGAGCACUGGCUGGACUUCCUGUCAGAGAAUCCGUGCGGCGUGCGCGGCAUCUCGCGCGACACUUGGAACAUGUUCCUCAACUUCACGCAGAGCAUCGGGCCCGACCUGAGCAACUACAGCGAGGACGAGGCCUGGCCCAGCCUCUUCGACUCCUUCGUGGAGUGGGAGACGGAGCGCCGGAGGAGAGAACAGGAGGCGGAGGACGAGAGGUGGAGGGGGAUGGGGGGAGGAGGAGGAGGAGAGGAGGAGGGGGGGGAGUGCCCACCCCCCUCUGUCACAGACUGCUCAGAUGGGGCAGCAGCACAGGGCUGGACUUCUCACUGACUGGCUGUGAGGCAUGCUGGGAUAUGAACCCUUGAGAUGGCCUUGAUGGAUAUGAGUAUUACUGUUUCAUUACCCAUCUAUAUUUCACCGUUAUUAAUAUGAUUAUUUUGGCUGCUUGGGGAGGACGGCCCCCUCCUCCCUCCCCUUCCCCCCCUCCUGGCCCCACCCAUUCUCGUGUUUUUAUAAAAGGGCUCUGUAAUGAAAUGGUGUUUUUAAGCACUUCUAUUUAACUUAUUGUUUUAUUUUGUAAAUGAUUGUUUUGGUAUUCAACAUUUGGGUUUUGGAGAGUUCACAACCCCCCCACCCCUAUUCCCAACCCGACCCCUGUGUUUUGAGCAAACCCCCCCCCCCCCCACUCCAGAAGCCCUGGUGACUGGAAAGAGAGUGGCUGCCCAUGGGCAGCUGCAUCUCAGUCCACCGAUUGCUGCCCCCUAGGUUCACUACUUUAGUUCACUUCGCCUGCGAGGUCUGUGUGUGAGAGAGGGGAGGGGAGGAGAGGAGAGGAGUGCAUGUUGAGGGGAUGCACCUUUUAUGAGGUGUGCUGUUCACACAUUACCAAGCAAAGGCAGUGAACGCCUGAGCCAAUCACAACCAAACCAGCACACCACAUGUGAACCUUGAGGAUUCCUCCUCAGAGGUGAACGAGGGAGAGAGGAGAGAGCACCCUGUGGGGUGACCGAACAAGAGCUAAAGGAGGGAUGCAGGGUAUGACAUGAAUUGGGCUAAUGUCUUAGAUAGUCAGCCUUAAAGCAUUGCACAAGAGGGUAUCAUAAACCAUUUCGAUACCAAAAAAUCAGGCACAGUGUGUCCAUGAAAGAAAUCACAACCAUACCUUCCACCAAGUUAUAGAAUUUGUGUUCGGCAUCAUUCAAGACUCCAGCAGAAUGAGUGCCCUGACCUUAAUGCCUGGCCCAGAGUGUGGAUCUGUGUGGCCGUCAUGACUGCAAGGUGAUUCAGCAGAAACGAGCUGAUGAGAUGUGGGAGAGCCCUCCGCUGCUGCACUGAGAUUGUCCCAGGAUGUCCCAGUCACCUCUCUUAAAAGCCCUCUUUAAGAGGCAUUUGUACUGAACCAAAGCACCAUGUUGCCCAACUACGUAUCUGUUCAAACCAUUGUAGAAAACAAGUAUUAUUCUGGAAUCCACAGAAUCAUUUAAGAACACUGAUAUCUGAUGUAUCCAAGUCAGUAUGUAUUAUUUUUUAUUUGAAAUGAUUUUGCCCCUCUCGUAAGUUGGACAAUGUCCUUUGGAUGACUGACAUGCCAUUCUUGUGGCUCUCUUAAUGUGGUGGUGACAUCAAAAAGAUUGUGAGAUAAUGUUUGCUGAAGAGUGAAGGGAGUAUAUUUUUGGACCAGGUAUCCCUUUCUCUUCCUGUCUCCUCAUUACAGUCUCUUGCACGCUUCAACCUCUUAAGCCGGGAAGUACUCUACAUAACAUUUAAUGAAGAAGGGAAAUUGCUGCCUAAGUAAUAAAAUAGUAAUGGGAACAUUACACACAACUAUAUAAGGGCCCUGUGUUGCAGUAAAAAAGUGUUGCUGAUGCUGAAUGUUUGGAGAGGACAUGGAGGUGUUGGCACCAGAGGCUGUGUGUGAGUGGAUGGGAGUGUGUGUGUGUGUGUGUGUGUGUGUGCGAGUGUGUUUGUUAUUGUGCGUGUACAAAGAUGGCACUCUUUGGCCUCUGUUGCCAAACACUUAAAUCUCACAGGGAUCCUCAUUCUUUAUCCUUUGGCCUCGGUUCUGUUUUCUUUCCUCCUCCGGCUGGACCCCUCUGCCCCCCUCCCUUCAGCUCGCAGUGUGUGAUUCCUGAGGAUGCCUGUGACCAGACACGUGUGAUUGUUUGGAAGGUGCUUGCUGUGAUCAGGUUUAUUUUUGCGGUUUACAUUUUACAUUUACAGUGGUUUCAUUUCACUUUCCUUUGUCUGGUUUUUAUAUAAAAAUGCAAUGAUUUAUAACAAAUAAAAUGGAGUGGACAGUGAACCACAAAAUGUUA